Molecule: messenger RNA, 1154 nt
Organism: Geodia barretti
Lineage: Eukaryota; Metazoa; Porifera; Demospongiae; Tetractinellida; Geodiidae
Source: the annotation of a GenBank genome assembly
AUUGGAAUGGCUCCGCUCGCGUGGACUCUCCGAGUGUACUGGAAAAGGUACACGUUUGCGGCCGUAGCCUCGAUCCUGGUAUCGAAAUAUGCCGCCAAGAGAUUCAGGUGGGCCGUGCACUCCGUCUUUUACCCACACAACCAGUAACUCCACUUCCAUUUCUUCCAGGGACAACAACAUAAUACGAGCCUACUGCAGACAAGCCAAGGUUUAGUUGGAGACUAAACUAUACCUCAUUGCACGCCCACGUGUGACAUAAAAUCUUAGAGUCUUGUACUGGUUGUAGAGAUAUGGAGAGGAGAGGGUGGUCAUUGCUGAGAGAGAUGGGAAGCCGGGGCAAGCCAAAAAGAUGGUCAUCUUGCUAAAUCCCGCAGCCAAUAAGAGGUAUAGCUAUUCUUCUAGUUUUAAAAUUGCGGUCUGUAUGUGUCUGCAGAGAUGCCAAGCUGCAGUUCAUGAAGUAUUCUGCUCCACUCUUCCACCUGUCUGGAAUUGAUGUGACUGUUGUCGAGAGUCAAAGAGAAGGUCACCUGCGUUCCCUGAUGAGCUACAUAGACCCCCAGACUGAUUACAUCGUGGUUGCCGGGGGAGAUGGAACACUGAUGGAGGUGUUGACUGGUUUGAUGAGAAGAACUGAUGUGGAGGAAAUGAGGUCCAUCCCUAUUGGAAUUCUUCCUCUCGGGAGAGAAAACAGGUUUUACCAGUCCAACCUGUCCUCGACCACCUUCAAACCACCAGUCAGAGCUAUUGGAGAUGCUACGAUGGACAUCAUUAGAAGCGAGCACACUAAACCUCUGAAUCUCAUGGAAAUAAAACCAGAAUCAGGCCGCCUGCUGUAUGCUCUGUCAUCUGUCCAGUGGGGACCGAUGAGAGAUGCUCACGAAAACAGAGAUGGGUUUCGACUCUUUGGUAGACUAAGGCUUCUAUUCUCGCACCUCAAUGUUGCACUGCAGCGAUGGCCAAGAGACUAUCUUCUACACGUGUGGUACCCACAAUAUUGCCAACUGAAACAAGACCAAGACACCCCCUCUCCUCCAUCUGAGAAAACCACCAACCACCACCUCUCACAACAGUUCUACUGCCACUGGCACUAGCUCUGUGCAGGCUACGGAUACUAGCAGUCCUUUCACUGCCACUAUAGACUCUAACAGUUCUUU